This is a messenger RNA of Schistosoma turkestanicum, 1488 nucleotides long. NCBI's taxonomy places the organism in Eukaryota, Metazoa, Platyhelminthes, Trematoda, Strigeidida, Schistosomatidae. The record is from the annotation of a GenBank genome assembly.
AUUGUAAACUAAUAGCAGUAGUUAGUAAGUAGUAGUCUUAGCUCCCUUUGUUAUUGUCAUUGUUGUGUUUUAACUGGUAAGCAAGCAUUCAACUUAUUCACAUUACACACUAUCCAUUUGUAACUUGUAUAUGCCGUCUAUAUAUAUAAUAUUAUUUUUACGAUGCAAUACGCAAUGCCAAUAAUCGAUUUCUGAUUGACAAUAAUAUUAACUUCUUAUUUUUUUUUUUCUUAUUUUUCCAGAUCUUCUUCUUCUUCUUAAAUCAUGAAUAAAACAAAAGAUAAGAAUAAACCGAAAGGUCCAAUGUCUGCAUAUGCUUGUUUUGUUCAAGUGAUUCGUGAAGAACACAAAAAGAAACAUCCUGGUGAACAAAUUGUAUUUAGUGAUUUUUCUAAAAAAUGCGCUGAACGAUGGAAGUUAAUGACACCAAAAGAAAAGAAACGUUUUGAAGAUUUAGCUGUAUUAGAUAGAGAACGAUUCAAUCGUGAAAUGUGUGAUUAUGUUCCACCGGAUGGUAUGAAAAAAGGCAAAAAACGUAAAGGUCCUAAAGAUCCAAUGGUACCAGCAAGAGCAUGGUCAGCAUUUUUUUUCUUUUGUGAUGAAUUUCGUGCAAAAGUUCGAGAAAAUAAUCCCGAUUGGAAAGUUGCUGAUAUUGCUAAAGAACUUGGACGUCAAUGGGAAACAUGUCAAGAUAAAGCUAAAUAUGAAUUAUUAGCCCAAAAAGAUAAACAACGUUAUGAAGAGGAUAUGAUAAAAUAUCGUGCAGGAACUUAUGUUCCAAGAGAAAAGAAACUUGCUGGUGCUGUCUCCAAUUCUACAACACUCAGGACGUCGGAUACACAGAAUCCAGAUUGUACAACUGUCACAAGUGGUGGCGUAGGUGGUGGUGCUGGUGCUGGUGGAGGAGGAGAUGAGAAUGGUGCAGAAUUAGAAGAUGAAGAUGAUGGUGAACCAGAUGAAGGUGAAGAAGAGUGAACAUGCCAGAUACGUGAGAUAUACAAUCCAAUCAGAUUAGAAGAUGUUGUUGUUUUUUGGGAGGGGAGUUGUUUCUGUUUUUGGGUUUUUUCUAUGACCGAUACUAUUAUUAUUAUUAUGACUAUUAUUGAUAUAACUCAGUUGUACAGGUUUAUUGCAUUUAUAUAUAUAUAUAUACAAUGUGUUCUAAUCUCUCUCUUGUUUCUCACUCUCUCUCAAUCUAUCUAUCUUUCCUGUGCUUCUUACAAUUUCCGAAUCUUCUUAUCGAACAUAAACAACACAAUUUUGUAUACAUUCUAUUUGGUUUUAUUGUCUAUUUUUGUAUCAUUCAUCGCAUUGAAUGUACAACACAUCAUUCUUAACAUAUUUGAAGUUGUUUAUUAAAUUGUGUGAUUUAAGAUUUUUGACAUAUAUAUAUGUAUACAAACGUAUAUAUUAAUUAUUGUUCAUUAAAAUGACUGUUAUCGUAUUGUAUUGUAAUUUCUAUUAAUAGUACAGUUAUAUUAUUUAUUU